Molecule: messenger RNA, 1614 nt
Organism: Ostreococcus tauri
Lineage: Eukaryota; Viridiplantae; Chlorophyta; Mamiellophyceae; Mamiellales; Bathycoccaceae
Product: Ferrochelatase
Exons: 1
Coding region: 1-1614 (537 amino acids)
Biological process (GO): heme biosynthetic process
Molecular function (GO): protoporphyrin ferrochelatase activity
Source: RefSeq, a predicted model, not a curated record
AUGGAGACGCGGACGUGCGACGGGGGAUCGAUCUCGACGCCGCGCGGGCGGUCGCUUCGACGCGGACGGCGGGCGAGACGCGGACGGGCGCGGUGCGCGUACGCGCGAGACGCGUCGCCGAGCGCGACGACGGCGAGUGGAUCGUCGAAGGAGACUCGAGUGGUAAUGUCGCGAGGUAAUGAGGAGAACGCGGGGGUGUUCGCGCGAUACGGGAAUAAACGGUUGCACUACUCGGAGGCGGGCCUGGGGCGCGGCGGGGCGCGGGCGCGGCGGGGGAUCGAGCGCGCGCGGGCGUACGCGAGCGACCCGGCGGCGUUUUAUCUGUCGACUGAUUCCAUGGAUGAUGAGGAGUAUCGAGUCGGGGUGUUGUUGUUAAACUUGGGGGGGCCGGAGACGUUGGACGACGUGCAGCCGUUUUUGUACAACUUGUUCGCCGACCCGGACAUCAUUCGCUUGCCGGGGCCGGUGCAGUUUUUACAAGGGUUUUUGGCGAACGUGUUGAGCGCGCAGCGCGCACCGAAGAGUCGAGAGGCGUACGAGUCCAUCGGCGGUGGGUCGCCGCUGCGGGCGAUCACGGACGCCCAGGCGGAGGCUCUGCGGGAGGCGAUCGAACGACGAGGGAUCGAAGCCAAUACGUACGUCGGGAUGCGAUACUGGAAGCCCUUCACCGAGGACGCGAUCGAUGCCAUCAAGCGCGAUAGAGUGAAUCGAUUGGUGGUCCUACCGCUGUACCCGCAGUUCUCGAUCUCAACCUCAGGAUCGAGCCUGCGUUUGCUCGAGCAGUGCUUUGCCGAGGACGAAGCUUUGGCAAAGGUGCGCCACACGGUGAUCCCAUCCUGGUAUCAGCGCCCCGGGUACGUCAGAGCGAUGAGUCAGAUGAUCGCACAGACGCUCAAGACGAAGUUUGAUGACGAAAAGGAGCCGAUCAUCUUCUUCUCUGCGCACGGCGUGCCGGUGUCGUACGUCGAAAAGGCGGGGGAUCCCUACAAGGAUGAGAUGGAGGCGUGCGUCAGACUCAUCAUGGAGGAUCUGCGCUCUUUGGGCGUCGAGAACGAGCACGUGUUGGCGUAUCAAUCGCGCGUCGGGCCGGUGGAGUGGUUAAAGCCAUACACCGACGACACGAUUCGCGAGCUGGGGAAGAAGGGAACCAAGGCUUUGUGCGCCGUGCCCAUCUCCUUCGUCAGCGAGCACAUCGAGACCCUGGAGGAAAUCGACAUGGAGUACCGCGAGCUCGCCGAGGAGAGUGGGAUAAAAAAGUGGGGACGCGUCCCCGCUCUAGACACCGAUCCGCUCUUCAUCGACGAUCUCGCCGAGGCGGUGAUCGAGGCGCUUCCGUACACCACGCGCAUGUCUCGCCGGAAGCUCGGCAAGGACAACGUCAACGUUCCGCCCGCGGAGAUCGGCGAGCUCUUGGCCAACUACGACCGCGCCAAGCUCGCGAUUCCCGUCACCGAGAGUUCUAUCCGUCGCCAAGGUCGCUCGGACGAGUUCAACGGGUCCAGCAAUGACUUGGUAAACGUCUCCGUCGUCACCUUUUGCAUCCUCCUUUUCCUCCAGUACGCCGCCGGCGCCAACGGCAUCUUCGGCUCCUUCGGCGUUUUUAGUAAUUGGUAA